CCGUUUCCUUCCCUUAUCUGUUAGCAGCCAAAGCGAUCAGCGGAGAAGCUGCCACAGCGGAGUCAGAUGGCUGGACAGUAACAGGAGACAAUCAGGAGAAAGCAUUUAAUGUAACAGAAGGGUCUCUUGAAAAGUUUACCACCAAAGGUGGCAACAGUACCAAUGUCUGCCAUGCCGCAUACCACAGAUAACCCAGCCAACCUGAGUGACUAUGAGUACCAAUACUUAGACGAGGAGGAUUACAUCCAGUUUUUGCUUGGCACAAAGGAAAAUGUCAAGGCGUUUGGUAAGGUGUUCCUGCCAGUGCUCUAUACAAUAGUGUUUCUGCUUGGAUUGGCUGGGAACUGUCUACUCUUUGCCAUCUUGAUCAAAUAUACCAAGAACAAGAAAAUGACCGAGGUGUAUCUGCUGAAUCUGACCAUUUCAGACCUUCUUUUUGUGGUAACCCUUCCCUUCUGGGCCACAUACGCAGCUUCUCAGUGGGUGUUUGGGAAUGCCUUCUGCAAGAUCAUAAGUGUCAUCUACACCACCAACUUCUACAGUGGCAUCUUCUUCGUCAGCUGCAUGAGUCUGGACAAAUACCUGGAGAUUGUUCAUGCUUGGUCCAAUAAAAACUUAAGGGCCCCAAGAAAGAGCUUCCUUGUCUCUUCAGUGGUGUGGGUUAUUUCCAUAGUGCUGUCUAUUCCUGACUUUAUCUUCAUGGAGGUGCAGGAUCUCCACAAUGUGAGACGAGUUUGCCCCCUCGACUAUGGCCUGCACCACUCCAUCUGGCGUCUGCUCUUUCAAUUCCAGCAAAUCCUGCUAGGCUUCUUCCUUCCAUUC
Molecule: messenger RNA, 822 nt
Organism: Chrysemys picta bellii (western painted turtle)
Lineage: Eukaryota; Metazoa; Chordata; Testudines; Emydidae
Gene: ACKR2
Product: atypical chemokine receptor 2
Biological process (GO): calcium-mediated signaling; cell chemotaxis; G protein-coupled receptor signaling pathway
Cellular component (GO): external side of plasma membrane; membrane
Molecular function (GO): C-C chemokine receptor activity; C-C chemokine binding
Source: RefSeq, a predicted model, not a curated record